AUGCGGUAUCAUGUACUCAUUAUUGGCCUUGCGCGGGAUGGUUUCGGAGUGCAAUCGUUCUUUCUGGGGUCUGAGGAGCAACGACGGAAGAUGGACGAAUCUGCCAACGCGAUGAGCCUCGCAUCCGCUCGAGAGAUUUCGGCUCUAGCACGGAUUCAUCGUCAGGAAUACGGGAUGGAGCGCGCUCAUCAGUUUGCUACCUAUGCGAUGAUGCUUGCGCUCUUCACCAUGCUCGACGACCCUUCCUUUGACGUCCUCGACCACGACUUCUUAUCGCUCACGAGUGCAUUCUCCAUCACAGCCAGUCGGUCCCAAGUGGGUCGCCAUCUAUUCCACAUAUUCCGCGAGUCCGUCCGAUCUCGAAACCAAGAGGAGCGGGUCCUGCAGUCGGACGCGGUCUCCGACGAGGUUAAGGAGCUCUUUGGACGCCACCCUUCGUCCCAGUUACCGGAUCGAUGGGGCAACUAUGCCGACGGGCUCGAACGGUAUCGGGGAAGCUUCUCGAGUGGGUCAUGGAACUACACGGCCUCAGGCGUGCGUGACAUGCUUGAAAAGUACGAACGUCUGAGUCUGGGGAACCACAACAAUACCCACCCGCGUCGGGCGUCCUCCCCGAACGACGGGUGGGAGACCUGA
Messenger RNA from Aspergillus oryzae RIB40, 636 nucleotides. RefSeq lists its product as uncharacterized. Lineage: Eukaryota; Fungi; Ascomycota; Eurotiomycetes; Eurotiales; Aspergillaceae. The transcript has a single exon. The record is from RefSeq and is a predicted model, not a curated record. Bases 1 to 636 code for a protein of 211 amino acids.